GCUGUCUCUGUGCUUUUGCAAACCUUUUGGUAGUUGUCUCGGUCUCUGAUCAUCCCUUUCCGACAACCCUGUUUGCCUCUCUCUCUCUCUCUCUCUCUCUCUCUCCAGUUGAUCCUUGUGUCCAGAUUUUGCUGCCACUCCAUUUCAUCGUUCUUGCGUUUUUUUUCUUGUUUUUUUUAUUAACCCAUUUUUCAGUUUCAUUAGUUUUUUAAUCUAAUUCACUGAAUCUUCUUCUGGGUUUGCACUGAAAAAUAGGGGAAAAAAAGGAUCGGCUUGGUUAAUGUAAUACAAUUCCUGUUUGUCUUCUAGGUCUCUUGAGUUCUCAACUUCGUUUGGAAGUUCUGUCGGAAAGUGGAAUCUUUUUUACCCUUCUGGGUUUAUGAUCUUUAAUCUUCAGGAAGAUUCUGUCUUGCGAAAAAGUAGUCUGAUCUUUCGCAGAUACACAAAUUUUUCUAUCUUUUUCUUUAUUGGAGGUAUCGGAACUGUGGUUGGAAGCAAAAGCAGAGAGAGAGAGACGGCUUCUCCAUUUGUUUUUCAAUUCUGCAGAUUGGCAAUUUCUUUCUGGGGAACUUAGAAUGUGAAGAGGGAGCUGAAAAGUUGCUUCCUUUUUUUUUCAUUCGUUGGGGAAGAAAAGUUUAGGGUUUUGAUCAGAUUUGGGGUUUGAGCAGAAGACGAAUGAAGCUCUUGAGAGAAGAGCUUAGCUUUUCUUAGGGCUUGAAAUCAUACGAAAAGAUCUCAGAUUCGGAUUGUUAGAUGUUUCCCCCUAGAGAUUUAGGGUUCAAACAGCAUCAAUCAUGAAAGCCCCUUCAUCAAAUGGGGUCUCUCCGAAUCCAGGAGGAGGGGAGAGGAAAGCUAUAAAUUCGGAACUAUGGCAUGCUUGUGCCGGUCCGCUCAUUUCGGUGCCUCCAGCCGGAAGUCUGGUCGUCUACUUCCCUCAAGGUCACAGUGAACAAGUUGCAGCUUCAAUGCAGAAGCAGACCGAUUUCAUACCGAGCUACCCGAAUCUUCCUUCAAAGCUCAUCUGCAUGCUCCAUAGUGUUACACUUCAUGCUGAUCCCGAGACAGAUGAAGUCUACGCUCAAAUGACCCUCCAGCCCGUAAACAAAUAUGACAAGGACGCGUUGUUUGCCUCUGAGUUGGGUCUUAAGCAAAACAGGCAACCUUCUGAAUUUUUCUGCAAAACCCUGACGGCAAGCGACACGAGCACUCAUGGUGGAUUCUCUGUUCCUCGUCGAGCAGCGGAGAAAAUUUUUCCUCCUUUGGAUUUCUCGAUGCAACCGCCUGCUCAGGAGCUCGUUGCUAAAGAUAUUCAUGAGAGUUCGUGGACUUUCAGACAUAUUUAUCGAGGUCAACCAAAAAGGCAUCUGCUAACUACAGGCUGGAGCGUGUUCGUUAGCACGAAAAGGCUCUUCGCUGGUGAUUCUGUUCUCUUUAUAAGAGAUGGAAAAUCGCAACUUCUCCUGGGUAUAAGGCAUGCAAAUAGACAACAGCCCGCUCUUUCUUCAUCCGUUAUUUCAAGUGACAGUAUGCAUAUCGGGAUUCUUGCCGCUGCAGCUCACGCUGCCACUAAUAACAGUCCGUUCACAAUAUUUUAUAAUCCGAGGGCUGCACCAACCGAAUUUGUGGUUCCCUUAGCUAAGUAUACAAAGGCAAUGUAUUCUCAGGUAUCGUUAGGUAUGCGGUUUAGGAUGAUGUUUGAGACCGAAGAAUGUGGGGUUCGAAGGUAUAUGGGUACGAUUACUGGUGUUAGUGACUUGGAUCCCCUAAGAUGGAAAAACUCGCAAUGGCGUAAUCUUCAGGUUGGAUGGGAUGAAUCAGCUGCUGGUGACCGGCCCAGUCGAGUCUCGGUCUGGGAUAUCGAACCAGUCUUAACGCCUUUUUACAUAUGCCCGCCUCCGUUUUUCAGACCCAAGUUUCCAGGACAGCACGGGAUGCCAGAGGAUGAGAGUGACAUAGAGACUGCUUUGAAGAGGGCAAUGCCAUGGCUCGGGGAUAGUUUCGACAUGAAGGACUCGUCGAGUUCGAGUUUUCCCGGGCUGAGUUUAGUUCAAUGGAUGAACAUGCAGCAAAAUGGGCAGUUACCCGUUGCACAGUCGGGGAUCUUCCCAUCCAUGCUCUCGACUACUUCUACUACUCUCCACAACAAUCUCGGCACCGACGAUCCUUCCAAGUUUCUGAACUUUCAGGCUCCAGGGCUCUCCUCGUCGAAUCUUCAGUUCAACAAACCAAACUCCCAAACCCAUAUCUCCCACCAGUUGCCGCAGCCACCCACUACACUGUCCCAACAACAGCAGCUGCAACAGCUGUUGCAGACUUCUCUGAACCAACAACAGCAACUGCAACUGCAACAACAGCAGCAACACCAACCUCUACAACCACGGCCACAGCAGCAACAGCUACAACCACAGCCACAACAACAACAGCAACAGCAGCAGCUGCAGCUUCCACAGCAGCAAGCUCAGGCACAAGCAUCUGGGCAGCAGCAGCAGCAUUUGCAGACGAAUAUGGUUUCGGCUGCAAUAACGAGCAAUAUGAUCACGCCAAACCUUGUUGUCAAUCAGAGCUUUCAACAGCAGCAGUCUCAGCAGCUUCAGCAAACACAUCAUCGGCCUUUUGCAGCUAGCAGUAGCCAACAGCUGAGUCAGAGUAGUGUAAACGGAACCAGCAAGACUUCAUCUAACUUGACUUCCAUGCCGCAAGACUCGCAGUUUCAACGGCAGGUAGAACAGCAGCCUUCGGGACUGUUACAUGGUCACAGUCAGCAGCCGUUACCGCAGAGCCUAUCACAGAAAGCUCACCAGUCUCAGGUUCAACAGAUUCUCCAACAAGGCCUCCUCGACCAACCUCAGCUACAGUUUCAGUUGCUGCAAAAACUUCAGCAGCAGCAACAGCUGCUUUCGCAGGGAAGCUCGCUCUUACAGUCUCAGUUAUUGCAUCAGCAGUUGCAAAAUCAGCAACAGCAACAGCUUCCUCUUUCUCAGGGUCAGCAAAUUUCAUCCUGUAACAACAGCUUAUCGACAUCAACUCUUCUGCAACCUCCACAGAUCCCGGUGAGCCAGCCCCGGGAAAAGCAAAAGACGGUUGAAGGGGUCGUCAAAGCUUAUUCGGGUAUUACCGACGGUGAACCGCCUUCCUGUUCAACGUCGCCUUCAGCUAAUAAUUGUCAUGACUCUUCAUCCAACUUGCUGAAUCGAAGCCAGAGCGGGCCACCUGUCUUGGUCCCUGAUGCAGUGGCCGAUGCCUCGGGUAAUCUUGUUCAGGAGCUUUACAGCAAGCCUGAUAUCCGGUUUAAGCAAGAAUUUCCAAGUUCCCGAGGUUCCGACCUGCAGAAAAUCAAGGGUGAAGCAUCUGCAUCUGGAAAAACAUCGUACUGUCUGGAUGGUGGUAACAUACAGCAAAAUCUCUCGGCCCCCACCUUUUGCCUCGAUGGUGACGCCGCCCCAUCAUAUCCAAGAAACUGUAUACUUUCCGGAGCUAAUGUUGAUAGCUUUGUACCUGACGCAGUACUUUCCAGGGGAUAUGAUUCCCAGAAAGAUCUUCAGAACUUGCUUUCGAGUUAUGGAGGAACAACAAAUGACAUCGGUACAGAGAUGUCAACUUCUGCCGUGAGGACUCAAUCGUUCGGGGUUCCAAAUGUGCCAGCAAUAUCGAAUGAUGUAGUUGUCAAUGAUCCCAGAGUUUUGGGUGGCGGGUUGUGGGCGAACCAAACUCAGCGAAUGCGAACUUAUACCAAGGUGCAAAAACGUGGAUCGGUAGGAAGAUCCAUAGAUGUAAACAGGUACAGAGGUUACGACGAACUCAGGCACGAUCUCGCUCGCAUGUUCGGAAUCGUAGGGCAGUUGGAAGAUCCACAAACAUCCGACUGGAAACUUGUCUAUGUCGAUCAUGAAAACGACAUCCUACUCGUGGGCGAUGAUCCAUGGGAAGAGUUUGUAAACUGCGUUCAAAGCAUAAAGAUCCUUUCUUUCACCGAAGUUCAACAGAUGAGCCUCGACGAGAGCUUCGUGGGUUUACCCGUAACCGAUCAAGCUUGCAGCGGUGGCGGCGGUGACGAGGGAAACGGUUGGAGAGGAAAUUACGACGAUAACUCGGCUGCCGCCUCGUUCAAUCAGUAGAAGCUGAAGAUUCUCACGGCACGGCACCUGAUUCUUUCUUUCCCAGUUUGUAACGUGGAACUGCUUCUCGUUGAAGACAGUUCCCCUGCUACAACGGUACGAGGUUUUACACGGUAAAUCUUCUGUUUUAUAACAUUGAAGUGUACGAGAAACUUUGUUUUUGAAUGUAAUUACUCCGAUUAUAGAUGA
Messenger RNA from Tarenaya hassleriana, 4304 nucleotides. Its product is annotated as auxin response factor 7-like. The record is from RefSeq and is a predicted model, not a curated record. The coding region runs from base 795 to 4115 and encodes 1106 amino acids. Gene Ontology annotation, cellular component: nucleus. The transcript is spliced from 13 exons. NCBI's taxonomy places the organism in Eukaryota, Viridiplantae, Streptophyta, Magnoliopsida, Brassicales, Cleomaceae. Gene Ontology annotation, molecular function: protein binding; DNA binding. Gene Ontology annotation, biological process: response to hormone; regulation of DNA-templated transcription.